Hermetia illucens (black soldier fly) is the source of this 695-nucleotide messenger RNA. It is a transcript of the gene RpL21, whose product is annotated as 60S ribosomal protein L21. Gene Ontology annotation, biological process: translation. Gene Ontology annotation, cellular component: cytosolic large ribosomal subunit; ribosome. The record is from RefSeq and is a predicted model, not a curated record. NCBI's taxonomy places the organism in Eukaryota, Metazoa, Arthropoda, Insecta, Diptera, Stratiomyidae. Gene Ontology annotation, molecular function: structural constituent of ribosome. The coding region runs from base 181 to 660 and encodes 159 amino acids. The transcript is spliced from 3 exons.
AAAAUUACGACUGUGGAAACAUUUUGAGACUUCAGAGGGAAAUUCAAAAUUCCCUUUAUUUAAUUUGCAUCAAUUCACGAUAGCAAAUGUCAUUUUUCCAUUGUGAUCGGCCUUCUAUCGGCGACAUUUCCUUUUCAAAAUCUACUCUUCGCGUGCGUGAUUACCGAGUAAGAAGCAAAAAUGACCAACUCAAAGGGUUAUCGUCGCGGUACCAGGGAUAUGUUCUCGCGCCCAUUCAAAAAGCGCGGAACCAUCCCAUUGUCGACAUACAUGAAAGUGUACAAAACUGGAGACAUUGUUGACAUCAAGGGCAACGGUGCUGUACAAAAGGGUAUGCCAUACAAGGCCUACCACGGCAAAACUGGUCGCAUCUACAAUGUUACCCCACAUGCUGUUGGUAUCAUUGUAAACAAACGUGUGCGUGGCCGUAUCAUUCCCAAGAGAAUUAAUGUUCGCAUUGAACACAUUAAACACUCAAAGUGCCGUGAAGAUUUCUUGCGACGUGUCAAGGAGAACGAACGCAAACUCAAGGAAGCCAAGGAAAAGGGUAUUAGAGUGAACUUGAAACGUGAACCUGCACCACCACGCAAAGAACACUUUGUUCGUAGAAUUGGUAAUCCAAUUGCAUUGGCACCAAUCCCAUACGAGUUCGUCGCUUAAAGUGUUUUAAGAUAAAUAAAAUUUUUAUUGUAAAA